This is a messenger RNA of Pleurotus ostreatus (oyster mushroom), 687 nucleotides long. RefSeq lists its product as uncharacterized. Lineage: Eukaryota; Fungi; Basidiomycota; Agaricomycetes; Agaricales; Pleurotaceae. The transcript has 6 exons. Bases 1 to 687 code for a protein of 228 amino acids. The record is from RefSeq and is a predicted model, not a curated record.
AUGGACAGUUCUUUCAAUGAAACUCUCGUUCCUCCACUGGGGACCAGUUUCUACAAGCGGAAAACCUUCAACGUAUUCGAUGGGCGCAACUUCCGUGGCAAAACGUUCUUCAGUGUCUCGUGGCGAGUAGACGCACACAUAUACGCGACCGAGAGUCCACCUAGCCCUGGCUACCAAGGCACCGUGUAUAUCAUCUUUGUACACUAUGCAACGCUCGUCGCGCCAGAGCCUAUGUGUUACAUCAGUGAACCGACGAGGUUUACUGUGACACCAGGUGACGAUUCUGUGCGCGCUGCUGCACUGGAGCCGCAGUCGUGGACCAAGACAACGAGCCUAGAUCAAUCUACUAUUCUAUACAGCUCAAAGAUUGAUUUCGCCCAAGAUUUUCCCAUGUUCAAUAACGGAGGUGCUCAAGAAUUUACAUUCAGCGCUGCGUACAGUGAAACCACUGUUGGAAGUCUCAAGCAUAGCGGUCGAAUUGUAGGACAUCAGACCGAGUUUUCCUUCGAUGAAAUCCCCUAUCUUCCGUACCCGGAGGAAAACUUUCGCGCUAUCUCCGUAUUCUCCACAACGAAAGCGACAGGUUCUUUGGAAUUUCGAUUCGCUUUGGAGAAUGAAAACUACAAUAUCACUACCAAGCCUGGAAUACCAAUUGUGAUAGACUUGUUCCCAUUGGCGGCGCCGUAA